This is a messenger RNA of Haemonchus placei, 372 nucleotides long. NCBI's taxonomy places the organism in Eukaryota, Metazoa, Nematoda, Chromadorea, Rhabditida, Trichostrongylidae. The record is from the annotation of a GenBank genome assembly.
AUGAAUGAAUUACGGGAAUUACGUCAAAGGAUGACUUUGUUACCAGCUUCGAUUCAUAAUAAAGAAACAGUCGACGUCGUCUUAAUUCUAAAUACUGCUACAGAUACCGAGUUAGCUCAACGAUCGUUACUUUUGAGUCAGAAUCGCCUACAUUACUACAAUUUUUGGUUUUUUUCGUUACUUGUGCGAUCUCCGAAUGACAGUUCUGUAAGGAUAUAUGAAUCCCAGGACCCAAACCUCAAAGACUGGGCAGUGAUCGAAUUUUUCAAUAACAUUUAUGAUGUUGGAUUUCUCGGCAAAUGGAGGUGGUUAGAUCGGAAAUUUAAUGACUAUGAUGUGAAUCACGAGGAACUUUCAAAGCUCCCUGAUUAA